Messenger RNA from Bombyx mori (domestic silkworm), 792 nucleotides. RefSeq lists its product as uncharacterized. The transcript has a single exon. Lineage: Eukaryota; Metazoa; Arthropoda; Insecta; Lepidoptera; Bombycidae. The record is from RefSeq and is a predicted model, not a curated record. The coding region runs from base 1 to 792 and encodes 263 amino acids.
AUGGAGAAAAGUAUGGAAAUUCUAUUGGCAAAAUUAGAUGAAAAGUUAGACCAACAAACUAAACUUAUAACAACUACAGUAACACAAAAUGUCAUGGCAGCACUAGACGAAAAGUUUAAAGCGAUCACCGAAGAAAAUACCCAACUCAAAAAUAAAAUCAGUGAGCUAGAGUUAAAAUUGAAAUUCGCUGAUAAGGAUAAGCGCAAAAAUAACCUUGUCUUUUUUGGCAUCGAGGAAGGAAAAGCAACAACAGAAACGGAGCUAGUAGACUAUAUAAAAGACAUUAUACUGGAAAUGGGAGUACAUUUUGAAACCUUCGAAAUUAAUAAUACUUACAGGAUCGGUAAAAAAGAGCUCGAUAAAAAUCGCCCUGUUGUAGUCUCACUCACAACUACAUGGAAAAAACACAUGAUUCUGCGAAAUAGACGUAAUCUACAAGAAGGUAUAAAUAUCAAAGAGGACUACCCUAAAGAAAUAAUAGAAAAACGUAAACAACUACAGCGGCAAGUUGAAGAGGAAAAGAACAAAGGGAAUAUAGCGUUCAUCAAAUACGACAAACUGAUAAUAAAGAAAACACAUGAAAGCAACAGAGAAAAGAGGAAAAGAGAGACUUCAAGAUCACCGAAAACACCAUCACAAAAGAAAGUCAAUGCAAGUAAUACCCAAAGUACAUCGACCACCCUGAACAACGCCUCUUCUAAAACCGCGACAAAGGAAACAAUGCGCCCAAAUAUACUGAACUAUAUAGAGCGCGGGAGAUCCGCUUCAUUAUCAAAUCCCUCAAAAAACUAA